This is a messenger RNA of Aegilops tauschii subsp. strangulata, 1191 nucleotides long. Its product is annotated as F-box protein At2g26160-like. The record is from RefSeq and is a predicted model, not a curated record. NCBI's taxonomy places the organism in Eukaryota, Viridiplantae, Streptophyta, Magnoliopsida, Poales, Poaceae.
AUGACGUCGAAAGCCACAGGCUGUGGCGGCGGCGCUCGAGCAAACACACCGGCAGCGGAGCGGUGGUCCAGCCUCCCCGGCGAUCUCCUGUCCAUAAGCUACCUCCGGCUCACCACCACGAUCGACCGCGUCCGCUUCGCCGCGGUGUGCACGGCAUGGCGCGCCGCUGCAUCGCGGCACCUGCCACGCAGUGCUCUCCCAUGGUUGAUCCUUGACCCGAGCGGCGCCCACAGGACGAACCGUGUGUACUGCCCGGAAGAGGGUGUGGUCCUGCCUCGGCUCUCUCUCCCCGGCGAGGCCGUCCAAAGGUGCCUCGUGGGCAGCCAUGAGGGAGGCUGGAUCGCCUCCUCCCAGGCACCGUUCAAGAUCAUUAAUUUUUUCACGGAUACAGAGGUGGCGCUCUCUGCCCACACACGGCCACACACGGAUGAUCCUUUACUCCUGCGGAAGGUCGUGUUCUCGGAGCAGCCCACUCUGAGUAGUUGUAUCCUCGCCGGAGUCACCAGGAUGCACAUGCUCGCGGUUUACAAGGUUGGCUGCCCCGAGGCCGGCUGGACGAUACGAGGACCACGUGGGAACGAUCAUCUUAUGGAUAUCGCCUUUUGCAAUGGAGAGCUCUAUGGCACCACGCAAAACCCCAAGUAUCUCAUCAAGUUUGAGUUUGUCGUGAACAAACAUGGUGCCUUGGUGGGCGUGAAAAUCAACUACCGGUUUUGCAUGUUAGAGAGCUACAGGGAGAAUCCCGAGCACAUCAGGUACAUUGUUGAGCUACGUGGCGAGCUUGUGAUGGUGGUGAGGGGCUAUCGGUCAUACAAGGACUUCACCGCUUUCAGGCUAGUUCACGGCAACAUAGGAUUACAACAUUACAAUUAUUAUAACUACCCAUACAAGUGGGUGGAGGUGCACAACUUUGGAGACUACGCGCUAUUCUUGGGACCAACAUGUUCCAAGGCAGUGCAAGUGCCGGCAGGUGCGCGCUGCGACAUACAGAAAAAUCACAUCUACUUCUCCCACCAUCGCUGCUUAAGGCGAAACAGUGAGAUCCCCCGUGACGGCAAGGUAUUUUUUACGAGCUUAAAUGAUGAUGGUUACCGUGUGUACUACAAGAAAGAUGAACACGUCCUGUCAAAGGGGUACUAUGCAAUCGGUGUUGUCCGUCCCCCCAUGUGGAUAUUCCCUCCGGGUAUCUAG